Gossypium arboreum is the source of this 981-nucleotide messenger RNA. RefSeq names its product cytochrome P450 CYP749A22-like. The transcript is spliced from 3 exons. Gene Ontology annotation, molecular function: monooxygenase activity; oxidoreductase activity, acting on paired donors, with incorporation or reduction of molecular oxygen; iron ion binding. The coding region runs from base 1 to 981 and encodes 326 amino acids. NCBI's taxonomy places the organism in Eukaryota, Viridiplantae, Streptophyta, Magnoliopsida, Malvales, Malvaceae. The record is from RefSeq and is a predicted model, not a curated record.
AUGGAAGUGUUCCAAGAGUUCAAAUUAUUGACUUCAGAGGUGAUAUCCAGAACAGCUUUUAGUAGCAGUUACUUGGAAGGGGAGAAGAUUUUCGAGAUGUUGACGAAGUUGUCACUAAUUGCAAGCAGAAAUGUUUUUAAAACAAGGCUCCCUAUUAUCAGCCGGUUCUGGAAAUCUUCUGAUGAAAUUGAAUCAGAUAAACUUGCGAAAAUGAUACAUGAUUCUGUGAUGAAGAUUGUUGAAAAAAGGGAAGAGAAAGUAGUAACCGGAGAAGCUGACAGCUUCGGCAAUGACUUUCUGGGAUUACUGGUAAAUGCCUAUCAUGAUUUGGACGAGAACAACAAGCUUUCCAUACAAGAUUUGGUAGAUGAGUGUAAAACUUUCUACUUUGCCGGGCAAGAAACAACUAAUUCCUUGCUCGCAUGGACAAUCCUGCUAUUAGCAGCACACACGGAUUGGCAAGAAAAAGCAAGAAGAGAGGUGAUUGAGAUCAUUGGCAAAGGAAACCAAAAUUCUGAAGGGAUUGCCAAACUUAAAACUAUUCCAAUGAUUAUCAAUGAAACUUUACGACUCUAUCCUCCUGCAACUGGCACGAUGAGAAAAGUAGAAAGAGAAGUCCGAUUAGGAAAACUCGUCCUGCCUACUGAUUUAGAGCUCAACAUCCGAAUCAUGGCACUUCACCAUGACCCUGACUUAUGGGGAGACGAUGUUCAUCUUUUUAAACCAGAGAGAUUUGCUGAAGGGAUUUCUAAAGCUACUAACUACAAUGCGGCUGCAUUUUUUCCCUUUGGAUUGGGACCACGAUCUUGCGUUGGAAUGAGCUUUGCAAUCACUGAAACAAAAAUUGCCCUCUCCAUGAUUUUGCAACGCUACACAUUCACCCUCUCCCCUGCCUAUGUUCACUCACCUUUACCACUUAUUACACUGAAGCCACAACAUGGGAUCCAGUUGUUGUUUCAUUCACUACAUGAUGAUGCUUAA